AUGGGUAUACAAGGAGAUCAUGGUGCUGCACUUCCACCUCCACCACCUAUUCAUGCAGGUGUUGUGCCUAGGAGAUGCCCUAUGAAUAGGAAUGACUUUGGCUCAAAGGGUCAAAAAGUUCAGCUCUUGACCAACCAUUUUCAAGUCAGAAUGGCUCGUUCUGAUUGUCACUUCUACCAAUACAGUGUUGAAAUGGCUUAUGAAGAUGGAACUGCUGUUGAUGCAAAAGGUGUAGGAAGAGGAGUAAUUGAUAAGUUACAUGAAACUUAUAAAACUGAGCUUGGUGGUAAGCAGAUUGCUUAUGAUGGCGAGUCUACUUUGUUCACUCUUGGUGCUUUACCUCGUAACAAGCUUCAGUUCACUGUUGUCUUGGGCGAGCAACAAAGAUCUGGAAAGGCUGGGAAUCCUGGUAGUCCUGAAGACAAUGAAGAUCCUAAUACUGGUGAAAGGAAAAGACUUAGGAGGCCACAAAGAUCAAAGACUUACACGGUUGACGUAAGCUAUGCAACCAAGAUUCCUUUACAAGCAAUAACCAAUGCAUUGCGAGGUCAAGAUUCUGAACAUUAUCAAGAGGCUGUCAGGGUUCUUGAUGUUGUACUAAGACAACAUGCUGCAAGACGAGGUUGUCUUUUGGUGAGACAAUCGUUUUUUCGUAAUGAACCGAAAAAUUUUUUUGACAUUGGUGGAGGAGUUCUUGGAUGUAGAGGAUUUCACUCUAGUUUUAGAGCUACCCAAGGAGGCCUAUCUCUUAAUAUUGAUGUUUCAACAACUAUGAUUGUUCAGCCAGGUCCUGUAAUGGACUUCCUUGUAUCAAACCAAAACGUUCCCCAUCCUGAUCAGAUCGACUGGGUUAAGGCUAAGAGAAUGCUAAAGAACCUAAGGAUCACUACCAAAACUUCAAACCUCGAGUUCAAAAUCACCGGACUGAGCGACAAAAUCUGCAGGGAUCAAAUUUUCGAACUAAGGCAACGCAAUGGCGAUGGGCAACACCAAAGUGUCGAGAUAACUGUGCAUGACUACUUCGUGCAGCAUCAUAACAUCAGCUUACGUUAUUCAUCUAAGUACCCGUGUAUCAAUGUUGGGAGACCGAAGAGACCAUCUUACUUCCCUAUCGAGAUGUGUGAUUUGGUUUCGUUGCAACGAUACACAAAAUCGUUGUCAGGACAUCAAAGAGCGAGCCUGGUUGAGAAAUCUCGUCAGAAGCCUCAAGAGCGGAUGAGAGUACUCACUGAUGCUCUGCGGGCUAGCAAUUACGCAGCAGAUCAAAUGCUUAUUGCAUCGGGAAUCAACAUCAGUAUUGAGUUCGCUCAAGUUGAGGGCCGAAUCUUGCCUGCACCCCAGCUAAAAGUUGGAAGUGGGCAAGAUUUGGUCCCACGUAGGGGUCGAUGGAACUUCAACAAUAAGGGAUUGUUCGAGCCAGUGGAAGCUUUAGACAGAUGGGUUAUCGUAAACUUUUCUGCUCGAGUUGAUAUGAACAUGCUGUCACGCGACAUUGUGAAGUGUGGCCAGCGAAAAGGAAUGAAAAUCCGAGAUCCAUUCAAAGUAUUUCAAGAGAAUCAUCAAGAUCGGAGGCUGCCUGCUCCGAGAAGGGUAGAAAACAUGAUGGAUUCGGUGAAAAAUGGACUCCCUGGACCGCCCCAACUUAUUUUGUGCGUUCUUCCUGAUAGGAAAAUCUGCGAUAUCUAUGGUCCAUGGAAGAGGAAAGCUCUCGCUGAGAUUGGUCUAGUUACGCAAUGCAUAUCGCCCCAAAAGCUGAACGAUCAAUACCUUACGAAUGUUCUUCUGAAAAUCAACGCGAAGUUGGGUGGUCUUAAUUCGGUGUUGUCUAUCGAGCAUGCUCGAAACAUCCCUUUUGUUUCGGAGGCACCAACUCUAAUUAUAGGGAUGGAUGUGUCGAAUGGCUCCCCUGGACGCACUGAUGUUCCAUCGAUUGCAGCAGUUGUGAGUUCGCGGGGAUGGCCAUUGAUUUCUCGUUAUCGUGCAUCUGUUCGUACUCAAUCUCCUAAAGUCGAGAUCAUCGAUGGUCUUUUUAAGCCUGAUCCCGAAACCAACACUGAUGAUGGCAUGAUUAGGGAAUCGUUGCUUGAUUUCUUCAAGAGUUCCAACAAACGUAAGCCCGAAAACAUAAUUAUAUUCAGGGAUGGUGUAAGUGAAUCUCAAUUUAGUCAAGUUCUUAACAUUGAACUUGAUCAGAUUAAGGAGGCAUGUAAGUUCCUUGAAGAGAAUUGGAACCCUAAAUUCACGUUGGUCGUUGCUCAGAAGAAUCAUCACACGAAGUUCUUUCAGCGCAAUUCUCCGGAUAAUGUCGAACCUGGAACUGUCGUUGAUAAUGGCAUUUGUCAUCCGAAAAACAAUGAUUUCUACAUGUGUGCCCAUGCCGGAAUGAUUGGAACUACUCGGCCUACUCAUUAUCAAGUGUUGAUUGAUGAGAUUGGUUUUUCGGGUGGUGAUUUACAAGAUCUUGUUCAUUCACUUUCCUAUGUGUAUCAAAGAAGCACAACAGCUAUCUCCGUGGUUGCUCCUGUGUGCUAUGCUCAUCUAGCAGCGAGUCAAGUGGCGCAGUUCAUGAAGUUUGAUGAGUUCUCAGAUACCUCCUCAAGUCAUGGCGGUGUUACUUCGGUUGGUAGUGCGUCUAUUCCUCAACUCCCUCGUCUUCAUCCUAAUGUUAGUAGUUCUAUGUUCUUCUGCUGAUACUUUCUUGCCUCGUAGAGAAUUUUGUCGAAUUAACUAAUAAAUAGUUUGUCCAUAUUCAAAUAAUUAGUUUUCAAUUGCGCAAUUAGGUUAUUAAUCACUUAUGGUCUUCCUAUUUUGGUGUUUGCCUCGACAUUGGUAGCAAUUUUGUGAACAUUUUUGUGGGUUGAUGUAAAGCCUGUUUUUGCUACUUUUGUUCAAUCUAUGAGAUUUUAUCUCCCUUGUAGAAAGACCCA
Amaranthus tricolor (Joseph's coat) is the source of this 2927-nucleotide messenger RNA. Its product is annotated as protein argonaute 4A-like. Bases 1 to 2691 code for a protein of 896 amino acids. Gene Ontology annotation, cellular component: cytoplasm. The record is from RefSeq and is a predicted model, not a curated record. Lineage: Eukaryota; Viridiplantae; Streptophyta; Magnoliopsida; Caryophyllales; Amaranthaceae. Gene Ontology annotation, biological process: regulatory ncRNA-mediated post-transcriptional gene silencing. The transcript has 21 exons. Gene Ontology annotation, molecular function: protein binding; RNA binding.